AUGAACAGAACACUUAAAGCGAAGUGUGACGAAGAAUUACGCAAGAAAUCUUUAGCGGAUAAGAGGCAAGUCAGAACGAAAGCAUUCUUUAUUAUAAUAACGGAAUUUAUGCAGAAAGCGAAACUUGCACUCUUACUGCCAAUAAUUGUUGAAAAUUAUCAAAAGUUGAAAACAUGUUUAUCGGGCACUAAAUAUGAAUUUGUCUCAGACUUAAUUGAAGACUUCCACGCAAACAAAGAUAAGGGAGAAUAUGACAUACCCAAAUAUAUAAAUCGAGAUUCGGACAAAAUUAUUGAGACAAUUCUGAUAAAUCAUGAGAUGCUUAAGUAUUUACCUAAAAGAUGGUUUGAUAAUCUAAGCCCGGGCGAAUUAAAAUUACUCAAAUGUUUAGAGCUUACACUCCAAAUAGCCCGAAUUCGUUUUUGCCGAGGACCUUUUCAAGAGCUGGAAAUUCAACAAAAAGCAAAUGAAUUUUAUGACAAAAGUGAAGAUAUGAUAGCCGAAACUAAAUAUCUCGAACAAAAAUUAGAAGGCCGGAAAGUGUCAACAUUUUGGAAGAAGAUCGCUCGAGAAGUUGUAGUGCAUCGCUUAGGAAAACGACUACAAACUCAAGCGUUUAUCUUGGCGACCAAUUUUCAAACGGAAACGUAUUCUAUUACAAGAAAUAUAAAGAAAACACGACAACUUUACGCCUUAAAGGAAAAAGAGUUGGAAGAUCAAAACCAAGUCGCGAAAAACUCUUACGAGACAACAUUGCGUCAGAAUUUGCAGGCAGAGAAGAUCGCCGCAGCUGAACGAAGCAAGCUUACCAUAAGUCUAGAAAGUUUGAUCGAAAAAUAUGAUAAUAUGAUGCUUGAGAAGGUGUCUGAAGCAAUUUCGCUGUCGGAAACGUAUAAAACAAUGAAGAAACGCACGAAAAACCUUGCAGAUGAAUGUAAACGUGUAAAGAAUUUACAUUAUGAACUGGUUAUUAAGAAAGACAUGAAUUAUUAUGGCGCCCGGGUUGAUGUAUUUAAAUUUGCACGAGCCGUGGCAGUCAUACGACGUUGGUUUAGAAAUGUAGCAAGAAAAAAGAGGUCAUUGACCAAAAUUGCAUCGCAAAAGUCUGUAAUUGAGAAAGGCAAGGCUAAACGCAUGAAGACUAAACGGGUUGGUCGAGGCCGGAAAUCCUAA
This is a messenger RNA of Glossina fuscipes, 1173 nucleotides long. RefSeq lists its product as uncharacterized. The record is from RefSeq and is a predicted model, not a curated record. The transcript is spliced from 6 exons. Bases 1 to 1173 code for a protein of 390 amino acids. NCBI's taxonomy places the organism in Eukaryota, Metazoa, Arthropoda, Insecta, Diptera, Glossinidae.